AUGUCAAACGAUUUUACAACUACAGACUCUUCUCUCUAUACAUCGUCAAGUGUUAAUGAAACUCUGCGUUUAUCAACCGAUUCGGGCCAAGGAAUGGAUACUACUACUACUAGCCAACAACAAUCGAAUCAAACAACAAAUAGUAGUGAAAAUCGUCAAAAAAAGAAUGAACACGUAUCUCGUUCGAAAAAAGCUAAUUUGAUAUUUUCUGUCAGUCGUGUUGAAAAUCGCUUACGCAAAGGUCGAUAUGCAGAACGUCUUGGUUCAACAGCACCGGUUUACUUAGCGGGUGUACUAGAAUAUUUAGUGGCUGAAGUAGUUGAACUAGCUGGUGAUAUUACACACAAAUCUAAACGUAAACGUAUUACUCCUAGAGAUAUUGCUUUAGUGAUCAAGAAUGAUGAUGAACUUAAUACAUUGUGUUCUGAUGUAACCAUUCCAGAAGGUGGCGUUCAACCAUUCAUUCACCAGGUGUUACUUAAUACCAGCAAACGUCGUCGCAGUUAUCGAAUUCAAUCACGUCAAAACAAUGUCGAAAAAUUAUCUUCGAAUAAGACGAAGUCCAAAAACAAGCAAUUAACGUUCAGUACUAAUAUGAAUACAGAUACCGAUGAUCAUUUGUCGCCGUAUUCAUCGGAUUUAAAUGAUAGUGGUGUACAAAUGCAGUGA
Molecule: messenger RNA, 669 nt
Organism: Rotaria socialis
Lineage: Eukaryota; Metazoa; Rotifera; Eurotatoria; Philodinida; Philodinidae
Source: the annotation of a GenBank genome assembly